AAAUAUGAGAUCCACUAAGAAACAUGCUACUAUACAAGGAGAGAAUCAAUUUAAAUUGUCAGUUGGAUAGAUAAUAGCUUAGAAAUUUAAAUUAUUAGAUAAAGUUGGAUAAGGGAGUUUUGGUAUGAUAUAUAAAACAGAGAAUUUGGAGACAGGUGAUAUCUUUGCAACAAAAUUUGAGAAGAGAGAAGAGAAUUCAAAUGGAAUGAGUUUAUUGGUGAGAGAAAUAAAAGUUUUAAUAGAGGUUUAAGAAUUUGAAGGUAAUAUACUAAUCGAUAAAGGUUUUCCAUAGAUCGUAUUUUAUGGGAGAGAUGAACAUUAUAAUUAUUUUAUGCAAACCUAUUUGGGUUAGAAUUUGGAACAUCUUCUAAAGCGAAAUAAUUAUAAACUUAGUUUGACAACUGUAUGUAGGAUAGGAAUGAAUUUGAUAGAUAGAUUAAAAUUAUUACAUUCUAAAAACUUGAUUCAUAGAGAUUUGAAACCAGAUAAUAUGUGUAUAGGUUAUGAGGAUGUAGAUUAAAUCUAUUUAAUUGAUUUUGGAUUAGCAAAGUAUUAUAGAGAUUAGAAUGGUAAUCAUAUACCAUAGACAGAAAAAAAGGGAAUUAUAGGAACAGCAAGAUAUGCUAGUUUGACAGCUCAUUUAGGUAAUACAUUAUGAAUAUUAAAUAAAAGCUAAAGAAUAAUCACGUAAAGAUGAUAUUGAGAGUUUGGGAUAUGUAUUAGUCUAUUUAGCAAAAGGGAAAUUACCAUGGAUGAAUUUGAAUACAACAACAAAGUCUGAAAAGUAUUAGAAAAUUAAAGAGUUCAAACAAUAAUUGACAUUAGAAAAGCUUUGCGAAGGAUUGCCAAAAGUUUAACCUAAUUAUCAUCUUUUAAGUGUUUCUUGAAUUUAUUCAUCUAUGCACGUGGACUCGACUUUUAGGGUGAACCAGAUUAUGCAUUCCUGAAAGAACUGUUCUAGAAAUAAUUACAAUAAGAAUUGUCAUCAUUAUAAGCCUUGAAUACAUUAGAAUA
Paramecium primaurelia is the source of this 1014-nucleotide messenger RNA. Lineage: Eukaryota; Ciliophora; Oligohymenophorea; Peniculida; Parameciidae. The record is from the annotation of a GenBank genome assembly.